AUGGCAUCUGUCAGGCAGUUUCCCACCAUCAAGAGCGUAAGGUCGUUCAUAAUCGAUGGCGUUGGCUCAGGUGGCGACUACCACAAUGUCAAGAGUGGCCAUUGGUUGAUCGACUCGCCCAUCUCGACUCCUUGUUCACAAUGGGAAAAAUACCGCCAUUCGCGGACAAGCUGGGGCAUCAAUGUCUUGGGUUCCUUCUUCGUCGAGAUUGAGGCAUCUGACGGCACAGUCGGUUUUGCUACUGGCUUUGGAGGCCCCCCGGCAUGCUGGCUCGUUCACCAGCACUUCGAACGGUUCUUGAUCGGAGCCGACCCCAGAAAUACGAACCACCUCUUCGAGCAGAUGUACCGCGCCUCCAUGUUCUACGGCCGUAAGGGUCUCGCCACCGCCGUGAUCUCCGUCAUCGACUUGGCUAUCUGGGAUCUCCUGGGCAAGGUCCGGAACGAGCCCGUAUACAAGCUGAUUGGAGGUGCGACCAAGGAGCGGCUGGACUUCUACUGCACUGGCCCUGAUCCCCCGGCGGCCAAGGCAAUGGGGUUCUGGGGUGCCAAGGUGCCGCUGCCUUACUGCCCCGAGGAGGGGCAUGUCGGUCUCAAGAAAAACGUCGAGUUCCUCCGCAAGCACCGCGAGUCUGUCGGACCGGACUUCCCCCUCAUGGUGGACUGUUACAUGUCACUAAAUGUGUCAUACACGAUCGAGAUUGCGAAGCAGUGCGCGGACCUCAACAUCAACUGGUGGGAGGAGUGCCUGUCGCCUGAUGACACCGACGGGUUCGCCCAGAUCAAGCGAGCGCACCCGACGAUCAAGUUCACCACGGGCGAGCACGAGUACUCCCGAUAUGGCUUCCGAAAACUCAUCGAGGGCCGCAACCUAGACAUUAUCCAGCCCGACGUCAUGUGGCUCGGAGGCAUGACCGAGCUGCUAAAGGUGUCGGCGAUGGCGGCAGCAUAUGAUAUUCCUGUCGUCCCCCACGCCAGUGGUCCCUACAGUUAUCAUUUCGUCGUCAGCCAGCCCAACACCCCGUUCCAAGAAUACCUGGCCAACUCCCCAGACGGGAAGAGCGUCCUCCCCGUCUUUGGAGACCUCUUCCUGGACGAGCCGAUCCCGACUAAGGGCUUCCUCACGACGGCGGACCUGGAUAAGCCAGGCUUCGGUCUUACCCUCAACCCGGUCGCUCGAGCAAAACUCAUCCCGAGCACAUACCUGUUGACACCGCCGCCGAUGAAUUCCCUGAGUGCGCCUGCAGCUAGCGAACCUGAGAAGGCCUCGGAGGCGCCCGCGAAGACUAUUCACACCCACGCGCGCAUGACGCCAACCAUGCCGGUGUCCAACCUCCUAGCCGGCAAGAACGCCAUCGUCACGGGCGGCACGACAGGCAUCGGGCGGGCCAUCACGCUCGCCUUCCUGGGGCAGGGCUGUAACGUGGCGGUCAACCACCUAGGCCUCGAGCGCGACGCCGCGCACCUGGCCAGCCUGGAGGCCGAGGCGGCGGAGCUGCUCGCCGGGAACCCGUCGGCGGGCCGGUUGGCGCACCAGGUGGGCGACGUGCGCGAGCCCGAGGCGGCGGCGCGCCUGGUCGAGCUUGCGACGACUGCGUUCGGGAACAACAACGAGGGCUCCGGCGGCGGCUGCCGCCGGCUGGACGUGUGCGUGUCCAACGCGGGGAUCUGCACGUUUGCCGAGUUCCUCGACCUCGACGCGGCGCUGCUGGAGAAGACGGUGCGGACAAACCUCGACGGCGCCUUCUACGUCGUGCAGGCGGCCGCGAGGCACAUGGCGCGCGUGAACUCGCCUCCGGGCGGGUCGAUCAUCGGGGUCAGCUCCAUCUCGGCGCUGGUGGGCGGCGCCGGGCAGACGCACUACACGCCGACCAAGGCCGGGGUGCUGAGCCUGAUGCAGAGCACGGCGUGCGCGCUGGGGCGGUACAACAUCCGGUGCAACGCGCUGCUGCCUGGGACGAUCCGCACGCAGCUGAAUGAGGAGGACCUGGCUGACGAGGAGAAGCGGAGGUACAUGGAGGGGAGGAUACCGCUCGGCCGGACGGGCGUGCCCAAGGACCUAGCUGGGCCGGCCGUGUUCCUGGCGUGUGAGGAGCUGAGUGGCUAUGUCACUGGUGCGCAGCUGCUGGUCGAUGGCGGGCUGUUUGUGAACUUGCAGUGA
Molecule: messenger RNA, 2160 nt
Organism: Phialemonium atrogriseum
Lineage: Eukaryota; Fungi; Ascomycota; Sordariomycetes; Cephalothecales; Cephalothecaceae
Exons: 5
Coding region: 1-2160 (719 amino acids)
Biological process (GO): carbohydrate catabolic process
Molecular function (GO): L-rhamnonate dehydratase activity; magnesium ion binding
Source: RefSeq, a predicted model, not a curated record